GCGCCCUAUUCUUCUCGCGAUCUCCCAGCCGUUCCCCGUCGUCGUUUUGCGUCUCCUUUCCCGUCGUCGUUCUCGUUCUGCGUCGCCGUUCCCUUCGCCCCUCCUGUCAGUUGUCGUUGCUGUUCCAGUCGCCGUUCCCGUCACCGUUCCGGUCACCGUUCCCGUCGCCAUUCCCUUCGUCAUUUCCCUUCGCAGAAACAAAACCGCUUUUCACCUCGCGAAACAGAGCCUAAUUUCCGGAGAGUUCAAUCCAAUCUCCUCAGCCAUUCUCCUCGCAAAAACCGAGCGUGAUUUCUGGAGAAGCCGUAAUUGUUUUUGCGCCAAGUUCUUCUCCGCAAUCCCGCAUCCGACGCCAUACCGAAGGCUCGUAGCCCGGGUGAUUGAGGAUGAUGCUGAGAAGUGGGAAGGGCUGUCAUCAGUUCUUUCUAUCAGACUGCUUGAUGUUACGGUCAGUAACUUGGCUAAAUUGCUGAGGCCGCAUGGUUCUUAUCAGCUUAAUCAGAUCGAUAGUCAUGAGAUGAUAGCAUAAUUCGGAAUCGAAAAAAAAAUUAUAUCACAUUUCAGGAAAUAAAAUUGUGAGCAGCAUCAACUUUGUCUGUGCACAUGAUGGAUUCACUCUUUUAGAUCUGGUCACAUACAAUAACAAGACUUACUUUGCAAAUGGUGAAGAGAACUGAGAUGGAGAGAAUCAUAACUAGAGCUGGAACUGUGGUGAGGGCGAAGCUUGAUGCUAAUCCUAGACUUCUUGACUGCACUGAAAGCUGGAAGCAGCUUGUAUUGUAACUGUUGAAUCUGGCAAAAAUGACCAAGGAUCUCGCUCUCAUUAUUCAUGGAUCAAAGUCUCAGUCGAGAACACUACAAGAACCCUGAAGAAUUUAUCAAUGCAGUUUCAAGGAGCUGAGGGCAAGGCUCACUGGAAAAUCAAAGUUGUAAUAAAUCUUGUUCAAAAAUGCCUGCAGCUGAAAGUGAAGAUUCUGAAAACUUAUAAUAAAUUGCUCCAGAUUUGUACUCAAGAUUUUAAAUUUCAUGAUGUAAAAUUAUUGGGCAUUUGCCUACAUACCACCCAAUUCCCAUGUAUUAACAUAUCUAUCACCUAAACUUUAUUUUUAAUAUUUGU
Molecule: messenger RNA, 1117 nt
Organism: Phalaenopsis equestris
Lineage: Eukaryota; Viridiplantae; Streptophyta; Magnoliopsida; Asparagales; Orchidaceae
Source: RefSeq, a predicted model, not a curated record